AUGUCAAUGGUCGGAGGCUCUUUAUCUUCUCCGGGGAGAUUCAACACAUUCUCGAUUUACACAUCCUGGGGCUACCACAGUGCCUCCCCCGACGCUAUCGACUUCACACAUGGCGGCCACAACUUCACGUCUAUCCUGACACUGGCCAAGGACUUGGGCUUGUAUGUCAUUGUCCGGCCUGGUCCCUACGUGAAUGCUGAGACCAACGCUGGUGGGUUCCCCUUGUGGUUAACGACGGGCGAGUAUGGCGAGUUGCGCAACAACGACGAGCGAUACACCAAGGCGUGGGAGCCGUACAUGCGUGAAAUAUCUGCCAUUAUUGAACCACAUCUCAUCACCAACGGCGGCAACGUCAUCAUGUUCCAGAUCGAGAACGAGCUCGCCGGUCAAUGGAAGGAUAUUGACAACCGUAUCGUCGACCCAACCAUUGCCGACUACAUGCAGCUCUUGGAAGACAGCGCCAGAAACAACGGCAUAGACGUCCCGUUGUCCCACAACAACCCCAACAUGAACAGUUAUUCGUGGUCGGAAGACUUCUCCAACGCGACGGGAAACGUCGACGUCGUCGGGCUCGACAGCUACCCAUCUUGCUGGAGUUGUAAUAUAUCUGAGUGUCUAGCCGCCAACGGCGAGUACGUCUCCUAUAAGACAGUCGAGUACUUUGACUAUUUCCUCGAGCAAUCGCCCACACAGCCCAACUUUAUGCCCGAGUUUCAAGGCGGCUCGUACAAUCCCUGGGGUGGGCCCGAAGGCGGUUGUCCGACUGACAUUGGUCCGGAGUUUGCCAACAUGUUUUACCGCAACCUCAUAUAUCAACGCGUCACGGCUAUCUCGCUGUAUAUGCUAUUUGGCGGCACUAACUGGGGCCACUCAGCCUGCCCUGUCGUCGCCACGAGCUAUGACUAUUCAUCCCCUGUUUCUGAGGACCGUUCUCUCCAGGACAAGUUCUACGAAACCAAGCUUCUCACCUUGUUCACCCGAUCCGCUCGCGAUCUCGUGCACACCGAGAGAGUUGGCAACGGCACGACCUACACUGACAACAAUGCCAUCACCACAGCGGAGCUGAGAACCCCAGACGCCGAUGCGGCCUUUUACGUGGUUAUGCACACAAAAUCCGAGUCGAGCUCACUCGAGCGCUUCAGACUCGACAUCCGCACUUCAGAAGGAAAUCUCACAGUCCCCCAAUUUGGUGGCAACUCCUCCAUCACCAUCAACGGCCACCAGGCCAAGAUUCUGGUCGCGGAUUUCACCUUUGGGUCCAAAAGGCUCGUUUACUCUACGGCCGAGGUUCUCACCUACGCUGUCAUUGAUGGCAAAGAGGUGCUUGCGCUGUGGCUUCCCGAGGAUGAAUCUGGCGAGUUUAGGGUCAAGGGUGUCCAGAACGUCUCUGCAUCUGACGCCGUGAUCUUUUACGAUAACAGGGAUAAUGGGGUCACCGUGUCGUAUGUUCAGGGUUCUGGCAUGGAGAUUAUAGAGCUUGGUGAUGGGGCUCGCAUUCUGCUCCUCAGCCGCCAGUCUGCGUACCUCUUCUGGGCUCCAGGCUUGGAUAAUAAUCCAAUGAAUCCGGAGAACAGCACUGUGCUUGUCCAAGGAGCCUACCUUGUGCGCUCUGCUGGCUAUGACGAGAAGAAGAAAGUCCUCCACCUGACCGGGGACGAGAAAAAAUCACAGUCAGUCACCGUCUUUGGACCGAGAAAACUACAUUCAAUUACCUGGAAUGGCGAAAGAGCGACGGUAAAGAAUCACGACAAGAGUGGCAUCUACACUGUUGUUACGCAGGGGCCGUCGAAAUUUGAGCUUCCCACCCUCGGUCCAUGGAAGUGGGCAUCUAGCCUGCCGGAGAUUGAAGAGGACUACGAGCCAAGCGGAAAGGCCUGGGUUGUUGCCAACAAGACGGAGACGCCCAACCCUCUCAAGCCCGCGGGCAAUAACCCGAUCCUUUACGUCGACGACUACAAGAUCCACUACGGUAACCACAUCUACCGAGCGACGUUCCCCUCUACGGACGAGCCCCCAACGGACGUAUACCUAGGUGUUAUUGGCGGGUUUGCCUUUGGCUUCUCCGUCUGGCUCAACGCUGCCUACGUGGGUUCGUACUACGGACUGUCAUACGAGAGCACGCAUAACGGCACGUACUCGUUCGCCAAUUCCACACUCAAGUCCAAGGGCGAGGAAAACACGCUCGUCGUGCUCAUGGACCAGUCCGGGCACGAGCUGCGCGAAGCAGCCAUCACGCCGCGAGGCGUCCACAACGCGACGCUCAUCGGUCCCGGGGGCAGCUACAGCUUCACGGAGUGGAAGGUUGCCGGCACCGCAGGCAGAGAGGAUAACAUCGAUCCCCUGCGCGGACCCAUGAACGAGGGCGGCCUGUACGCCGAGCGUGUGGGCGCCCACCUCCCUGGGUUCUCCGACUCCAACUGGACAGCCACCAAGUCCGGCAACAGCAGCAGGUCGACCCUGUCAGUGCCCGGUGCAGGUGUGCGCGUGUUCCGCACGGUCGUCCCCCUGAAUGUUCCCAUCGGGCUGGACGUGUCCAUCUCAUUCCGUCUGAGAUCCCCGGACAGCGACGCCAACCGUCUGCGCGCGCUGCUCUUCGUGAACGGUUACCAGUACGGCCGGUUCAGCCCAUAUAUCGGCAACCAGGUCGAUUUUCCGGUGCCGCCGGGCGUGCUCGACUACCGUGGCGACAAUACCGUUGCCAUCACGGUGUGGAGUCAGGCGGCCGAGGGCGUCGAGGUGGAUGUGGACUGGGUGGUGAAUUAUGUGCAUUCUACGAGUUACGACAUGGGUUUUGAGGCUGGAUAUCUCCGACCAAAGUGGGAUGAGAGUCGACUUGAAUGGGCAUAG
Geosmithia morbida is the source of this 2847-nucleotide messenger RNA. Its product is annotated as Beta-galactosidase, domain 2. Lineage: Eukaryota; Fungi; Ascomycota; Sordariomycetes; Hypocreales; Bionectriaceae. The transcript has 4 exons. Gene Ontology annotation, molecular function: beta-galactosidase activity. Gene Ontology annotation, biological process: carbohydrate metabolic process. Gene Ontology annotation, cellular component: vacuole. The record is from RefSeq and is a predicted model, not a curated record. Bases 1 to 2847 code for a protein of 948 amino acids.